GACCGCAGAGGCUCUGAUUUGUGUGGAUGAUGUACGAGUAGCGCGUCGCUUGGAGACGCGACGGUGAAGGAGCAAAUAGCUAAUCGCGGCAGGGUUUGCCGUCUCCUUUGUUUUUCACGUGGUUUUCCUUCACUGCUCAAGACCGUGACCAAGGUUUUGGUUUGAUGCUUCGAUAGCUCAUGUUCUUUGCUUCGAUUUGCGUGCGUAGCUCAUGUAGCGCCAACCGGGCUUCUCCUCGAGGAACACUGCUUGACGCACACGCCUCGAAGCGGGGCCUUUCACCUCUUGCCGCAGCGCACCGCGGGUGUGUCACUUGGGGAGGGUUUGUUGGUGCUCUUGUCGCAUUUGCAGAGAUCAAGCAUGCCAAACGCAAGGCAUUCUCAACCUAUCCAACCAUGAGACACAGCUCAAGUGGGCAAAGUGGAGGAGCAGGGUUUCCUGUUGGGGUUGUUGCUGCUUUCGACAUCCUCGUGACCUCGGUUCUCGUGCCAAAUUUAUUGACACUCUUGCUGGCAGCUCCUGGGCUCUAUCAGCCUUUGUGGCUGAUAUUUGGAAGCGCAAAUCCAGGCAUGGUGGGUCCUGCGCUGGGGCAUGGGCUUUUGCUCACAGUUUGCUGGCUAGCCAGUGCCAUUUGCGCGCACACUUUUGAUAAAGAUGUCACUGGGGGCGAUGAGUCGAAAAACUUUAACAUUUGGUGGCGCCUGUUCAUUGCAUUCUUUGUGAAUGCCUGGCUUUUGUUCUUUGCAAGCUCUUUCAUUGGGCUUUUCCAGCCUUUCCGCCAAGCGGAUGUGCUGGACAUGGGGAUUGACAAGGAUGUCUUUGGCCCAUCAGGCUUGAAUAUUGAUAUGAAGGUCCAACGGCAAAUCCUUGACCUCAAUCUAGACCUUGCGAUGGAAGUCUUGCUGCUAGGUCCCUGGCGUCUCUACUGUGCUGGUGUUGGUUUCAAGGACCUCGAGGAUAUUUGGAGCGAUUAUUUCAGGCAAAAUCGGUGAUCACGAUGCCUCAUGGGGGCCUCAUGCAUCUCAUGAUCUCUCAUGCUGGCCACAGGCAACGGUGCCGCUCCGCAAGUGCUACUGGAGGGGCGAUGAGACGUGGCUUGAUCGAGGUGAAACAGAGGGAGACGGUGUCACAGCGGUCAAGUCUGCACGGUGUGAAGAAGAUGUUGAAGGAGCUGGACAUCUCUGGACGUUUGGCAUUCAAUCGACGGCCCCUGUACUAUGCCGUGCUGUGAUUUGCCCGCUGUGCUGUUCGGUGAUCGCAACAAAAAGAGGUCACAGGUCGGAUUCGGU
Messenger RNA from Durusdinium trenchii, 1289 nucleotides. NCBI's taxonomy places the organism in Eukaryota, Dinophyceae, Suessiales, Symbiodiniaceae. The record is from the annotation of a GenBank genome assembly.